Messenger RNA from Miscanthus lutarioriparius, 1572 nucleotides. Lineage: Eukaryota; Viridiplantae; Streptophyta; Magnoliopsida; Poales; Poaceae. The record is from the annotation of a GenBank genome assembly.
AUGACCCCGUCGGGCGCCAAGAUCGGGCCUGGAGCUCGCCUGCCGGCGACGCCCUCACCUGCCCCGCCACCACCACCGGCGCAUGUGCCCUCCUCAGUCACGGCACGCCUCGACCACUACGAGGAGGCCGCGCCCAAGACGGAGACACAUCUACUGGAGGAGGUCAUUGUCGAGGACGUCUUGGAAUAUGAGGACGAGGAUGAAGACGAUGGCGACAAAGCGGCUCCAACGACGGCUGCGCGGGCUUCCUCCCCGUUGCCGGCGCCUCGCCUCUUGCCACACCCUUCUUCCCAGCAAAUCACACCCUUCUUCCCAGCGAAGCAGUCUGCUGGGAGAUCUAAGGCUCUCCGGUGGAUGGAAGACUCCGGCGACUCCGAUUUCGUCUGCACGUCCUCUGCUGCCCAGUCGUCGUACCUGGGAGCCACUCGUCGAGCCUUCGAGGUGACGGCCUCGCCCGUGCCUGCAGCGCCGUGCGAGGGGGAGAGCUCUGCCUCGCGUCCGGUCGUCAUCACCAAGAAGGGGCAAUGUUGUCGUCGUCGUGCCAAGACCAGGGACACCGAUGGUCUUCCAGUGGUGUCCCCUCGCCAAGCCGCUAGGGUGCUCACGCACCAGCGGCUCGGCCCACGGCCGGUCAUGCGUGUGCCGGUGCACCAGCACCUUGGCCCGCAGCAUAGGCCGUCGGCGUCUGGUGGCCGCCAUCAUCGUUGUCGUGAGCCAGGCCCUGGGUUCAUGUCGAACGCCAGGCGACCUUCGACGUCACCGCACAUCCAUCCUCCUAACGCGCUUCCUCGACGCCACGUCCCUCGAGCGGCCGUGCCUGUCGACGUCGAUGGCUUCAUGCUUGUUCAAAGCCAUCGGCACGGGCACCGCCAUUCCCCGCCUCAACGUCGUCACCAGCUGUCGGUGCUGCCUUCGCUCGUCGGUCUCUACUUCAGCUGUCUGGCUGGGGACCACAUCGUCGCCCGGUGCACCUUUCCAUCCCGCUGCCUUUUCUACCUCAGCAUGAUGCACCGAGCGAGGAACUGCAAGCAUGGUCGCUCGCCCCAGUGCCUCUCCUCGAACCGGGUACGAGAGCCUCCAAGGCACGGUCAGCGUCGUGCUGCUCGAGGCAACCUUGGUUUCGGCGGUGGCGCUAGCCAGGACUCCGACGAGGGUGGCGAUUCUCAGCUAGGGCCCAGGCUGGAUCCAAUGCUCUGCUUCGUCGACCAGCCAGGUGCCUUGUGUGACAAGGGCGCGUCACCAAACCCGGUGUCCUACUUGGAUCUUUCCAGCGCGAAACCGAAAAUGACGCGUGGCCAUCCGCAGACGUCGUGGGCAGCCCAUCUGGUGGCUGAAGACCAUGACAUCACGGCAUGGCCCGCCACUCCGCCCGUCGUUUGCGGGGUUCCUAUGGCCGCCGCCGGAGAUACGCCGUGCCCCCAGUCCAACGACCUUCCGGUGAACCCCACCAUGGUCCAGUUGGGCACAGAACCUGGCCAUGGGCUGACACAGAGUAGGCCGCUGCAGUGGGAGCUGGACCACAUUACGGGCUACGCUUUAGACAACCAAGCCCAUGGAGUGCAAGAUUCUUAG